AUGGCAGUCAACAUAUCGAGCUCGUCGCCAGUGCCAUUACCGAACUCGGUCGCGCCUAGCCUUCCGUACUUUGAACACGCUUGGUCGGUGCUAAGCAUCAUCGGCGUCUUUAACGUGUUCCUGGGGCUGUUGAUUAUUGGAAUCACGUCAUUUUCCAAGCUCACGGUCGUACCCAUUGUCUCGUCCGCAGCGGGUGCCAUCGCGAAUGGACUCUACUUCCACGCUUACUAUGAUAAGCCGUACCCUCUUGCGAAGAGGGCAGCGGCGGCGGCCAUUGGCGAUAUAUGCUGGCUUAUACAAGAAGCAGGGUUACCAUUCUACAGCUUCAUCAUCCUCAACAGACUCCUUAGAGGGACGAAACGAAAAGUCUUCCACACGGUAUUCUGGUCGACCCUAGUUCUCGUCACCGCCGUCAAAGUAAUGAUCAUCUACUACCGUCUCCUCCGUAUCCUACGGGAAGACGACAGCCUCCAAGGCACCAUCAUCAGGAUCCACAUCGCCUACUUUGGCCUCUUUGCGGUCAGCGAGUGCGUCAGCGCCUACUUUCUCCUCCGCAUCUUCGCCGAAGUCAGGAAGUCGUCCAAGGAAGCCGGUCUCCGGAAGAGCUUUAUACGGUACCUGAUGCGCAGCACAGAGAUCCGCGUCGCUUCGCUCGCUGUGGCGGCGGCGAUACGGGUUAUUACGCAUUCGUUGAACGUGUGGCAGAGUAGCCCCGCGACGAGAUAUGUUGAUCGGGCUGCUUAUGCGCUGGGAUGCUUCUUUCCCGUUAUUAUGUAGUAAGUGUUCUUAGGUGCUGAUCAUUGAGGCAGGCUCGAGAGUUUGCUGACUGGUUUGGGGAUAGCGUUGACUUGUUGGCUUCCAAGCUGCAGUUUACGACACAGACGAAUGAUCCAUCUUUCGCCAGUGAUAGGCCACUACGGGGUCCGGUGUCGACUGAGAAGACGGCAGAUUAAUGACAUUUUAGAGGUUCUUAUUUUAGCGUACGCAGAUAACUUCAUAAUACACGGUGUAGUUCCGGAUAUCAUGCCGACCUCAAUUAUCUUAGAGAAGAGAGGGUGUCGCUCAUAUCCCCCUACCAAAGCCUGUUGUCGAUAGUAUGCGCCACUUGCUUCCUUAUCUAUAGCAUGACGAAAAACCCCGACG
Messenger RNA from Colletotrichum godetiae, 1143 nucleotides. RefSeq lists its product as uncharacterized. NCBI's taxonomy places the organism in Eukaryota, Fungi, Ascomycota, Sordariomycetes, Glomerellales, Glomerellaceae. The transcript has 3 exons. The coding region runs from base 1 to 777 and encodes 258 amino acids. The record is from RefSeq and is a predicted model, not a curated record.